Molecule: messenger RNA, 3591 nt
Organism: Quercus lobata
Lineage: Eukaryota; Viridiplantae; Streptophyta; Magnoliopsida; Fagales; Fagaceae
Product: inactive leucine-rich repeat receptor-like serine/threonine-protein kinase At1g60630
Exons: 2
Coding region: 1097-3109 (670 amino acids)
Biological process (GO): protein phosphorylation
Molecular function (GO): ATP binding; protein binding; protein kinase activity
Source: RefSeq, a predicted model, not a curated record
GUGAGGAGAAAAAGACCCAUUUAUUACCGAUCCCCUUUGCCUUAAAAACGUUCACCGAUUUCCUCUGUUUGAAUGAAAGAAAGCCGUGUUCUUCUCUGCUCAUUUACUCUCUCUCUCUCUCUCUCUCUCUCUCCUACUCACUCUCUUUCUCUCUCUUGAAUUAUUAGGAUAGAUGGAUUACACUAUGUAUGCAGAGUACAGAUAGAUCUAUCCAUUAACAGCACUAUUUAAUUUUGAAAUUGAAAUAUGGAGUCUUUUCUUUCAGAGCUGGAAUAUUGUAUUUUUUCAGUAUUUAUUUUUUGUCAGAGAAAGCUGUGAUCUUUGUUCUGAAUCCAAGUGCUUUGCUUGGAGAUUUGAGACUCCCCGCACAUUUCCACAUCUGGGUCUCCGCCACUUUUAUGAGUUAAUGAAAAUAAUUUGAGUUGGGUUUUCACGGCUUCGUCUCAAAGUUCGGCGAUAAGCGAAGCAGUUGUGGGCGGCAUUGCUUUGAAGUUCUGAAUUCAGGUUUGAGCAGCCCGAGAAGUACUUCGAGUGUAAGAAUAAUACAGUUCUGUAUUCAUUUUUCUCUUUAAAAAAAUUGAGUUUAUUUUGUUUUUUUUGGUUGGUUCAAAUAAUGCCUGGAGUUUUAAGAAUAUAGAAAUCAUAGAUAUGAGAAAAAAAAAAAGAAUGGUUUAUCUCUGUCGUCUGAAAUGAGUUCACGUGAAGCUUACGCUGUAAUGUCCGUGAGCAAAGUUUCCGAGAAACGAUGCACACCCACUCUCUCCAUUUGGUGACUUUCCAAAGCUUUCACCCAUUAAUGGAGAGCCUUCUUUCAUAUUAAUAAAUGGGUUGGUUGGGCACAGUUGAAGUAGAUUACCCUCCAAGCUUUUUUACUUCAAAGCAGAAAAAGAAAAGAGAGUACAGCGUUGAAAAUGACUCACAUUGCCGCAGUAGUCUUAGUCUUUGACUCAUUGUGAUUGAUUGUGGUGGAUUGGAAAAAGUGCUUGGCUGAAAAAGAAAAAAAAGCGCCAAAAGAGCAAGAGGGCUGAAAAUGAUUUGGAAUCAUUGGCAAUGUCGCUAGUUCUGCAUUUUUGAUUGUUAUCUUCAAUUAAAGGGAAUGAUGGAACCUCUGGUUUCAAGGUACUCAUUGUGGCAGCUGCUUCUAAUUACACUAGCGAUAUCUCUUGUUCCAUCUCCCGUAAGAUCAGGCGAUGCAGAAGCGCUUUUGACGCUAAAAUCGUCGAUCGACACAUCAAACGUGCUACAAUGGCAACAACAACAACAUCAAUAUUCGAACGUGUGCAACUGGACAGGCGUCAGAGAAUGCAUGAAAGGAAGGGUAACAAAGCUGGUUUUAGAGUAUCUCAACUUGACUGGUACUUUGGAUCACAAAUCCAUAAACCAAUUAGACCAACUCAGAGUCCUCAGCCUCAAAGGAAACUCUCUCUCCGCACAAAUCCCAGACCUCUCUGGCCUCCUCAACCUCAAAUCUCUCUUCCUCAACAACAACAACUUCUCCGGCAACUUCCCCGACUCAAUCUCCAGUCUCCACCGCUUAAAGGUCGUCGUCCUCGCCGGAAACCAGAUCUCCGGUCCGAUCCCCACCUCACUCCUCAGACUCCGGCGACUGUACACACUGUAUCUGCAGGACAAUAACUUGACAGGUUCACUUCCUCCGUUUAACCAAACCAGUCUCCGGUUCUUCAAUGUGUCCAAUAACAAUCUCUCCGGUGAGAUCCCAUUAACUCCAGCUUUGGUUCGUUUCAAUUCGUCGUCGUUUUCGGGUAACGUGAAUCUGUGCGGAGAACAGGUUAAAAAUAUUAGUACUAAUUAUUUUUGUCAGAGUCAAGGUCCAGCUGGUACACCUCCUUCGCCGUCAAAUAAAACGGCGUCGUCGUCGAAGAAGCGUACGAAACUGAUAAAGAUAAUCGGAGGAAGUGUGGGAGGGUUUGUGGUGUUGUUAAUCUGUUUGGUUUUGUUGUUGAUGAUGUGCGGGAAGAACCGGACGAAACCGGAGGAGAUUACUAGCCACAAAGCGCUGGAAGCAGUGGCAGUAGUAGGAGAGGGGGCUUCAAGCGGUGGCAGGGGACGUAAUAUCGGAGAUAAACCGGGGGGGUUUUCGUGGGAAUGUGAGGGACUAGGGAGCUUGGUGUUCUGCGGAGCAGGGGAUCAGCAGAUGAGUUAUAGUUUAGAAGAUUUGUUGAAGGCUUCGGCUGAGACAUUGGGGAGAGGAAUUAUGGGGUGUACGUACAAGGCUGUGAUGGAGUCUGGGUUCAUCGUGACCGUUAAAAGAUUGAAGGACGCUAGGUACCCUAGAUUGGAUGAGUUUAGAAGACACAUGGAUGUGCUUGGAAGGCUUAGCCAUCCUAACCUGGUCCCACUCAGGGCUUAUUUCCAGGCUAAGGAGGAGCGCCUUCUCGUAUAUGAUUACUUCCCUAAUGGCAGUCUCUUCUCUCUCAUUCACGGAUCCAGAGCUUCAGGUGGCGGGAAGCCUCUUCACUGGACAUCAUGCCUUAAAAUAGCAGAGGACCUGGCAACUGGUCUGCUCUAUAUCCACCAUAAGCCUGGUUUAACCCAUGGAAACUUGAAAUCCUCUAACGUCUUGUUAGGUUCCGACUUUGAGUCCUGCCUCACAGAUUAUGGUCUCCUUUCAUUCCGAGACCCUGACUCACUUGAAGAACCCAGUGCUACUUCUCUCUUCUAUAGAGCUCCUGAAUGCCGUGACAUUCGAAAGCCAUCUACCCAACAAGCUGAUGUCUACAGUUUUGGUGUCCUUGUAUUAGAGCUUCUAACUGGAAAAACACCCUUCCAGGACCUUGUUCUGGAACACGGUUCAGAUAUUCCUAGGUGGGUCCGUUCAGUCCGUGAAGAAGAAACUGAGUCUGGGGAUGAACCUGCCUCAGGCUCUGGUAAUGAGACGUCUGAGGAAAAACUUCAGGCUCUCUUGAACGUUGCAAUGGCCUGUGUGUCAAUUGCACCAGAGAGCCGGCCUACAAUGAGAGAGGUUUUAAAGAUGAUCAGAGAUACAAGGGCGGAGGCUCAAAUUUCAUCAAACAGUAGUGAUCAUUCACCUGGAAGAUGGUCAGAUACUGUUCAGAGCUUGCCUAGGGAAGAACAUUUGAGCAUUUGAGAUGAUAAUAGCUUGGCGGCUUUAAAUUAUGUAUGCUGAUUUUUUUUCCUCAUUGAAUUGCGAUUCUUCAAGUAGGCAUUGUAGAGUGUACCAGUGUAAAGGUUUUCUUUAAUCUUUUUAGCUAGUUGGAAGUUACAUUUAAGAUUUUAUUAUCUAGCUAGUGAGCUGUUUGGAAGGUUGAAUUGCUUGACUUCCAGUUUAUUUGGGGCUUGAUUUGGUUGGGUUCUCAUGCAACAGAGUCCACAUCCGUUUGGAAAAGUGUUCUUCAUCAGAGUUCAAAUUCACGGGGGUGAUGUUAGCUCAGGUUAUGUUCUGAAUUGCUCAUUUACUUAUUUUGUUCAGUUUUGGACAGAAAAAAAUGUUCAAACCUUUUUUAUUUAAACUUAAGUACAGUACCAUAAGUGCUGUAAUUUAUUGUUAUUUUGGGAACAUUGCAAAAGAUUAAACUAAUAAACAAAAGCGCUAUUAGUCUUUCCUGCUAA